Molecule: messenger RNA, 658 nt
Organism: Chara braunii
Lineage: Eukaryota; Viridiplantae; Streptophyta; Charophyceae; Charales; Characeae
Source: the annotation of a GenBank genome assembly
CGCAGUAAGGGGUGGGCUAUGGGAGUGGAAGAACCGAGGUUGAGGUUAUGGUUCGUAAGGGACAAGGGUUGGUUGGGGGUGGAAGGUGACAAAUCGGUGUAGGAUGGGAUCGGAUGUCGGGAUGGAAUAGGGGCCGAGAUGAGACGAGGGUCCAGGUGAAAAGACUGUUUCCUAGAUGUUAUAUUGUUGGAAAGCGGUUUCCAAUUGUUCAUGUGCAUAUAAUGGGGGAAAUUAUUGAGGUUUCCAGUUUUGCAGAAACAGCGGCAGCACACAAGCGGGACUUAGGAGAGAGCUUCGAUGAGAGAGUGAAUAUGGCAUUGAGUGAGCGGCAUGGAGGUUUAGCAGAGUGCAUGGCACAAGUUGGAUCAUUGUCAGACAAAAUGGAUAGAGCUAGACGACUGAAUGUGCUGAAGAGAGAUUUCACCAUCAAUGGGUUGAUGUAUGAUCCUUUUCAACAUAUCAUAUAUGAUUAUGUUGGCGGUGUACGGGAUCUUCAGCGGCCAACGGUAAUGUGGCAGCCGUGAAACACAUGGGUUUUAUAAAUGGUGAUUCUCCUUGCAAAGAGCAAUGUAGUCUGCUGUGGUCUUCACCGACUCCUCAGAGAGUGGGAAGAAAAAAGCAAAAGCAAAACAACACUGAAUAAAGCAUGACACGAUAG